AUGGGUAGACUAAGAAGAUCUGUUGCAAACCCUCCUCCUGUUGCUGACGUGAAUCAAAUGACUCACGUUAUGGAGGCUAUGAUAGCCACAGAAGCAGCAGCAGCAGCAGCCACUGCCUCAACUGUACCUCAUCUUGUAUAUCAGGGAUUGUUUGAGUUUAGGAAGAACGAUCCUCCUGAGUUUACUAAAGUUGAUCGGCCAGAUGCAGCCAAGCAAUGGAUUAGAGAUAUUUGUGUGAGAAACUUAGGAUUGUCGGUGAGUGAUCUAGGAUGUGAAUUUGUAGUAUCGACACCUACUCUUAGUUCAAUCAAGACUUCGAUAGUUUGUGUUAGGGGUCCCAUAGUAGUUGAGGGACGAAGGUACAAAGUAAAUCUUAUUUGUAUCCCGAUGUCAGGGUUAGAUGUAAUAUUAGGUAUGGAUUUGCUAACUGCCAAUCAUGUGCUGAUUGAUUAUGAAAUUGAGCAAAGCCUUCAGUCAAUACUAGUAGUACAGGAAUUCCCUAAGAUCUUCUCAGAGGAUAUUCCUAGAAUACCUCUGCAUAAAGAGGUGGAGUUUGCUAUAGACUUGAUUCCUGGAGCUGAGCCAAUGUCUGUAGCAUCUUACAGAAUGGCAUCGAAAGAGUUAAUGGUGCUUAAGGAGCAAAUUGAGGAUGUAAUGUAG
Molecule: messenger RNA, 660 nt
Organism: Abrus precatorius (Indian licorice)
Lineage: Eukaryota; Viridiplantae; Streptophyta; Magnoliopsida; Fabales; Fabaceae
Exons: 3
Coding region: 1-660 (219 amino acids)
Source: RefSeq, a predicted model, not a curated record